Messenger RNA from Nannospalax galili (Upper Galilee mountains blind mole rat), 1750 nucleotides. RefSeq names its product RNA binding motif protein 38 (gene Rbm38). The record is from RefSeq and is a predicted model, not a curated record. The transcript has 4 exons. Gene Ontology annotation, molecular function: RNA binding. Gene Ontology annotation, cellular component: cytosol. NCBI's taxonomy places the organism in Eukaryota, Metazoa, Chordata, Mammalia, Rodentia, Spalacidae. The coding region runs from base 19 to 744 and encodes 241 amino acids.
CCGUAGCGGCAGCCCCCGAUGCUGCUGCAGCCCGCGUGCGCCCCGAGCGCGCCGUGCGCCCCGAGCGCGGGCUUCUCGCGGCCGCCCGGCGCCAUGCACGGCUCGCAGAAGGACACCACGUUCACCAAGAUCUUCGUGGGCGGCCUGCCCUACCACACCACCGAUGCAUCGCUCAGGAAGUACUUCGAGGGCUUCGGCGACAUCGAGGAGGCCGUAGUCAUCACCGACCGCCAGACCGGCAAGUCCCGCGGCUACGGCUUCGUGACCAUGGCCGACCGAGCAGCGGCUGACAGGGCCUGCAAAGACCCCAACCCUAUCAUCGACGGCCGCAAGGCCAAUGUGAACCUGGCCUACCUGGGUGCCAAGCCCAGGAGCCUCCAGACGGGCUUUGCUGUCGGCGUGCAGCAGUUACACCCCACAUUGAUCCAGAGGACAUAUGGGCUGACUCCCCACUACAUCUAUCCACCAACCAUCGUGCAGCCCAGUGUGGUGAUCCCUGCCACCCCAGUGCCAUCGCUGUCAUCACCCUACCUUGAGUACACACCAGCCAGCCCAGCCUACGCCCAGUACCCACCAACCACCUAUGACCAGUACCCUUAUGCUGCCUCGCCUGCCACAGCCACCAGCUUCGUGGGCUACAGCUACCCUGCCGCCAUGCCCCCGGCCCUGUCUGCUGCGGCCCCUGCGGGCACCACCUUUGUACAGUACCAGGCACCACAGCUGCAGCCGGACAGGAUGCAGUGAGGUGCUUCCUGCCUGGGGCCACAUCCACCGACUGCCAGCCUCAGGAGCCACCAGCACUUGGGUCUCCCCAGGCCCCUGGGCCAACCUGCUCUGAGCGUUUCAGAUGGCUUCUCCUGCCCAGGUCCCUCAGUGCCUUGAGGGGUACUUGAAAAGGAAGUGGCGGGGCUCUUCCUGAGCCUCCACGGCCACCCCAUGCCAGGUGCCUUAUUCCGGGGUGUGUGUGGACGUCCUUCCUCCUCCUUGGGACCUGUUGUCUGGGUGGCACUGGGCUCCCUGAGCCCCACCCAGGCACCCUCUCAGUCAGAGCAAUGCGACGUGUGUUCUGUUGGAGUUCUGCUAUGAAGGUGAUUUCUGGAUAGUGGUGUUUUUUUUUUUUUUCAAGAGACUGUUGUCACCAAGAGCCCUAAACCUAGUUUUGACUUAAAGACUGGCUUUGGUCAGUGGUCCCACCAACAGAGACAAUGACAGUAUUUCUCUGUGAAUGGUGUCACUAGCUGGCUGCCUAGAUCCCCUCACUGGGGUGGCUGUCACCACACCGCCGCAGCCCUGCAGGGCUCCAGGCCCCUGUCUGUCUGAUGCUGCCCGGUCUCACCUGCAGAGGUGCCCAUCAGGGCGAGCACUCAGUUGUCUGUCACUGUGCCAUUCUGAGGCCUUCUCAGCCCCGCACCCUACUCACCGCAUAGGCCUGGCCAGGCCCUCCAGACAGGCUCUGUGUCCACCGGCCUCCUUUGUGCCAGUCUGAGGCAUGAGCUGGCUGCCUUUUGCUCCACAAAGGGGAGAAGUUCCAGCCUGUGUCCAGGAAGGUUUCGAUGGACACCUCUGGCAGCAUGGGCUGCCUGCAGGCUGGGCAGCAGGGUCCCUCCACACCUACCUCAGGGAGCCGCCGUGCAGGCACUCCGCAGCAUGCCUGCUACAAGGCCCAGAGGACAGGGGGAGUAAUGUUAUAAUAAUAUUUUUAUUAGAAUGUUCUGAUUAUAAAAAUAAAACUUGUUUUCUUUAAAGAGAA